AUAUUCCAUUCCAUUAGGUUUUCACUCUUUCUCAAACAAUCGUUUCUGUGGAGCAGCAGCAGCACACACUCAUCAUCAUCAGACGAGUGCUUGAGGAAUGCUCGAUUGAUUAAUUCUAAAUACAAGGAAGAUGGCCAAGAAGAACCCGCUUGUGUACUUGGAUGUCUCUAUAGAUGGAGAUCCUGCUGAAAGAUUGGUUUUUGAGCUCUUCUCAGAUAUUGUUCCCAAGACCGCAGAGAAUUUCCGGGCACUCUGUACCGGAGAAAAAGGGAAUAGUCAGAAAACUGGAAGACCUCUACACUACAAGGGAUCCUUCUUCCACCGCAUAAUUAAAGGAUCCAUGGCCCAGGGUGGUGAUUUUUAUAAACGUGAUGGAAGUUAUGGAGAGAGCAUAUAUGGUGGCAAGUUUCCAGAUGAAUCCUCGAAGCUGAAACAUGAUGCACCUGGCCUCUUAACUAUGGCAGUUGGAGAUCGUGAUUCACGUGGCUCUUUAUUUAACGUGACCUUUGGCGCAAAUCGCCAUCUUGAUAGGAAACAUGUUAUUUUUGGAAAGCUUGUUCAAGGAAUUGAUGUACUGCGAAAGAUCGAAAAUGUGGGCGAUGAAGAUGGAAGACCGUCCGUGACUGUGAAGAUCAUCUAUUGUGGCGAAAUAAGCGAGAGUGAGAAUCAAAGCUCUGGUAUGGGGGAUGAAGUUUCUCAUAAGAAGGCAGCUAGCAAAAAGUUGGGUAAAGAUGUUUCGUCCGAGGUUCACAGCCAUGAAGUACGGAAAAAGGGUAAACAUAAAAAAUUAUCAAAAGAGCGAAAGAAGAAGAGAAAAAGAUAUUCUUCAUCCGAAUCAGAUAGUUCUUCAGACAUGGAGUCAGAUUCAUCCGAUUCGGAGGAUGAUUCUGAAUCAUCCGAAUCAGAUAGUUCUUCAUUCUCAUCUGAUCUGAGCUCUUCAAGUGAUGAUAGGCGUAAGAGAAAGAAGAGAUCGUCUAGAAGGGAUCGGCACAAACGCAAAAGAAGGGAUAGAAGGCGUGAAAAGAAACGGAGGAAGCGAGAUAAGAAGUCUAAACGACGAUCAAAAAGGACAUCUGAUAAUGGCGAUGGUAGUGCAAGUGAAAGUGAACACGAAGCCGAGGAUAACGGUGAUGCUAAAAAACCUAAUCAGAAGCAUAACAACUUGGCUAAGAACGCUGAUGGAAAUCAAGCUCUGUCAACUGAAGCUGAAGAUGGCACUGUUCGUCACAAAACAGGAGAUGGAUAUGAUGCACAUGAAAGGGAGGAGGGUGAAUACCCGAAAGAAAACGGUGAUCGGCCGAGCAAUGGUGUCGAUUUUGUGAAGGUAGCUGAAAGACCUGAUGUAGUAGAUGACCAACCACACAAUUCCAGAAGUCCUCGAAGGGCCUUGAGCAAGAGCAUGAGUAUCAGUCCUAAGAGGAGCCCUAGUGCAAGCCCAAGGCGCAAUCUAAGCAGGAGCCCGAGUGUCAGUGGUUCUCCCAGACGUGCCACCAUACUCAAAAACCGUAGUCUGAGCCGAAGCCGCAGCCCAGUUAGAAGCGACAGUAUCAGCAAGAGUCCACUUAGAAGCAUUAGCAGAAGUCCAGUGAGGGGACAAAAUGUACGAAGCAUUAGCCCAAGCCCAGUUAGAUCGCGAGAUCCUAAAAGUGUUAGCAGGAGUCCCACACCACCACCACGAACAUCUUCAAGGAAGUCCUCAAGGAAGUCGGUUAGCAGAAGUCCUGUUAGAUCUUCGAGAAGAAGUUAUAGCAGAAGCCCAGUGAGAUCCUCGAAACGAAGCUUGAGCAGAAGCUCUGGCAGGGCCCCGCUGAGGAGGAGCCCUAGUAGGAGUCCUGUCAGAGCAUCUUUGAGGGGUAGUAGGCGCAGUUAUUCUAGGAGCCCUGUUGGUGGUCGUAGGGGCAGAUCACCUUUAGGUGAUCGUGGAAGGAGCCUAUCUAGAAGUGCUUCACCUAAUGGGUCACCCAAACGUAUUAGAAGGGGUAGGGGUUUUAGUAAUCGGUAUUCUUAUGCGCGUAGAUACCAUUCUCCUGAUCGCUCUCCAGUUAGACCUUAUCGGUAUGGCAGGAGCGACCGUGACAGGUAUUCAAGCUAUAGGCGCCGCAGCCCACUGAGAGACAGAAGUCCGCCCAGGUAUAGAGGUAGAAGAAGUAGAACCCGAAGUCCAAGCGUAUCACGCAGCCCAGUGCGUUAUCGUCGCCGUUACAGUCGCAGUCGCUCUCCUGUUGAGACAUCAAGAUACAGGCCAUCUCCUCCAGUUGAAAGGAGAAGGGCACCUCGUAGCAGAACGCCGCCCUCUCGAAGCAGGAGCCCAUAUGAACCCACGUCUUCACCCUCACCGUCUCCAAGAAAAACCAGCAAGUCAAAGUCGAAGUCAAAAUCCUUAUCUAGAUCAAGGUCUAGGUCACCUUCGAGAAGCCCGCCUGCUAAGAAAGGACUCGUCUCUUAUGGAGAUGGUUCUCCCGACUCUGGUCAGAAGUAAGGAGGAUUUUUGGUGAGAUGGGAUGAGGUCGAGGGAUUCACUUUUGCUGUGGCUUUUGAUGAGUUGUCCGGAAGUAUCGGAUGAUUGAUAGACUUUCUAUUUAGGGUGUGUUUUGAAUAAUGGACUAUAUUCUGCAUUUGUUUUCUUGUGUCUUGUAUUUCUCAUAUGUGGAGGUGCUAGACUAGUUAAAGACGAUUGGAUGUGUAUUCACUAUUCAGAGAUUUAGACCCGAGAGGAUUAUUAUGCUUUUUUUGAAGCUUCUGUUACAUUGUCAUUACUAUCAUUACUAUUAUUAUAGUCAUGGUUUGCUUAGAUA
Messenger RNA from Erigeron canadensis, 2795 nucleotides. Its product is annotated as peptidyl-prolyl cis-trans isomerase CYP95. The transcript has 14 exons. The coding region runs from base 131 to 2479 and encodes 782 amino acids. Gene Ontology annotation, biological process: protein peptidyl-prolyl isomerization. Gene Ontology annotation, molecular function: peptidyl-prolyl cis-trans isomerase activity. The record is from RefSeq and is a predicted model, not a curated record. NCBI's taxonomy places the organism in Eukaryota, Viridiplantae, Streptophyta, Magnoliopsida, Asterales, Asteraceae.